Messenger RNA from Struthio camelus australis, 3576 nucleotides. RefSeq names its product CCR4-NOT transcription complex subunit 6 like (gene CNOT6L). Gene Ontology annotation, molecular function: poly(A)-specific ribonuclease activity; protein binding. NCBI's taxonomy places the organism in Eukaryota, Metazoa, Chordata, Aves, Struthioniformes, Struthionidae. Gene Ontology annotation, cellular component: CCR4-NOT complex; cytoplasm; nucleus. Gene Ontology annotation, biological process: nuclear-transcribed mRNA poly(A) tail shortening. The record is from RefSeq and is a predicted model, not a curated record.
UUGUAUUUUACGUGUGUGCUCUCCUCCUCCCAUCCGCGGUCAGUAGAAGCUUGGUAACUUUUACAGCGAGAAAUCUCGUGCUGAAACUAACAGGGAUGCCAAAGGAAAAAUAUGAUCCUCCAGAUCCUCGCAGAAUUUACACCAUCAUGUCAGCCGAAGAGGUAGCCAACGGGAAGAAGUCUCACUGGGCCGAAUUAGAGAUCUCGGGUAGAGUGCGUAGCUUAAGUACGUCACUUUGGUCCCUGACGCACUUGACGGCUCUACACCUCAAUGACAAUAAUCUUACUCGCAUUCCACCUGAUAUUGCCAAGCUUCAUAAUCUGGUUUACCUGGAUCUGUCAUCCAACAAACUCAGAAGUUUACCAGCAGAACUAGGAAACAUGGUAUCUCUCAGGGAAUUGCUUUUAAAUAACAAUCUGUUACGGGUUUUGCCUUAUGAACUUGGACGGCUCUUCCAGCUACAAACCCUAGGUUUGAAAGGCAAUCCUUUAUCACAAGAUAUUCUCAGCCUCUACCAAGAUCCAGAUGGAACUCGAAAGCUACUGAACUACAUGCUUGACAAUCUAGCAGUUCAUCCAGAGCAGCUGCCUCCGAGGCCAUGGAUUACUUUAAAAGAACGAGACCAAAUUCUGCCCUCAGCUUCAUUCACAGUUAUGUGUUACAAUGUGUUGUGUGAUAAAUACGCCACCCGGCAGCUCUAUGGCUACUGCCCGUCUUGGGCACUGAACUGGGAGUACAGAAAGAAGGGAAUCAUGGAAGAAAUAGUCAACUGUGAUGCAGAUAUCAUUAGUCUUCAGGAAGUGGAAACAGAGCAAUACUUCACCCUUUUUCUGCCAGCCUUGAAAGAACGAGGAUACGACGGAUUCUUUUCUCCAAAGUCACGUGCCAAAAUCAUGUCCGAGCAGGAGAAAAAGCAUGUGGAUGGCUGUGCAAUAUUCUUCAAAACAGAAAAAUUUACCCUGGUGCAGAAGCACACGGUGGAGUUCAAUCAGGUGGCAAUGGCGAACUCGGAAGGUUCGGAAGCUAUGUUAAACAGAGUGAUGACGAAGGACAACAUUGGAGUUGCUGUGGUGUUAGAGGUGCACAAAGAAUUGUUUGGAGCAAGUAUGAAAUCACUUCAUGUGGACAAACAGCUGCUCAUAGUGGCCAAUGCCCACAUGCACUGGGACCCUGAAUACUCAGAUGUGAAACUCAUUCAGACUAUGAUGUUUGUCUCAGAACUGAAAAAUAUCCUUGAGAAAGCCUCAAGCAGGCCUGGUAGCCCAACAGCAGAUCCUAAUUCUAUCCCUCUGGUGCUGUGUGCAGAUCUUAACUCACUGCCUGAUUCAGGUGUGGUGGAAUAUCUAAGCAAUGGCAUAGUAGCUGACAACCACAAGGACUUCAAAGAGUUGCGUUACAACGAGUGUCUCAUGAACUUCAGCGGCAAUGGGAAAAACGGGGCUUCUGAAGGAAGAAUUACGCAUGGCUUCCAACUCAAGAGCGCCUAUGAAAACAACUUGAUGCCUUACACCAAUUACACUUUUGAUUUCAAAGGUGUGAUUGACUACAUUUUCUAUUCCAACACUCACAUGAACGUGCUUGGUGUCCUGGGGCCUUUGGACCCUCAGUGGCUGGUUGAGAACAACAUCACUGGGUGUCCACACCCUCACAUCCCUUCAGACCACUUCUCACUGUUAACACAACUCGAACUCCAUCCUCCGCUCCUGCCUCUUGUCAACGGCGUUCACUUGCCCAGCAGGAGGUAGUGGAGCCCUGCCCCGUUGCGGGCAAGGACCUGUUGUCAUGGACCUGUACAGUUGUAAAUCAAAGUAUAUAGGAGUGAAGUAUGGCCAACCUUAAGCUGCUUCUUCAAGCUCCUUUCCUUAUGUGUUUGAUAUGAGAUUUUGCACAUUUUUGGUGCAUAUUGGUAUCAUUUGGCACUAGGGCUGGAACCAAAGUAUUAUUCCCUUUCCAGGUUUUUAAUUUAAUUUUUUUUUUUUUAACUGGCAAGCUUUUUCUUUUCAGUAGGAAGCUGCACUUAUAAAUGGACAAAUGAGAUUAAAAACUUGCAUUUUAGCAUAUUUAAAGAGAAUGCUUUUUCCAGAAUAUGGCAAAAUGAGCCGUCCUUUUAGGAGAAAGAAAAACAAAAGUAGAAAUGAUUGUCUUGUAGGAAGUAUCUUAGAAAUGCUAUUUGUCCGAACCCAAAAUGGAGACUGAACUCUGCAUCCAAAAUAAAUUUUGCACAUUAGCAAAGCACUUAAUAUUUGACUAUAAAUUAUUAGCCGUGUGGCCCUGCCCGUUAUCUGACUAAUAUAAGAAAAACCAAAGAUGGCUUAAUAGCCGUAGGGACACUUGAGGUCUAAAUUCUCCUGACGGAAUUUCAUUUACGAUGAAGUUUGCGAUGACCUUACAGCACACAAGAAGUCGUAUUUGAGCAUUUAAUGCCCUCGAGAUUGCUUGCUCGGCAGCCAGGCAGGUAACUCUUUUUUUUUUUUUGGCGCUCUGAAGAACUUGGCCCUUUCUGGGUCAGCUCUUGGGUGAUCCAGACCAUCGCCGGUCCACAGAGCUGUCUGCCUGCUUCGGCAAACCGAGGUGGCACGCUGCUCAGCAGCGUCGUUUGGGAGCAGGACUUAGGAACGGCAAGAAAUCGCACUUAAAUAGUGGCAAGCGUUUGGGUUCGGGGCGAAUAAAGAAGUUCCAGCUCCGUUCCAGCUUCCCUUGUCCGAAGCUCAGUUGCAAAGGUGAGAAAUUUUGGAUUACCUGGUUACGCCAAGGGUACAGGAAAAAGCCGCUGGAUAUGGUCUUACUUCUGUCUCCGAAGCGCGUGGGGAGUAGCUGUCUGAACGCUUUUUUCGUUGGGGGAGAGAGUGGUAGCCAUAAUCAUUCCUUGGAUUAUUUUUCCUGACCCUAGUUGCCAAAUAGCCAUCGCAGGUUUUUAAUGCUCUUUCUUUCUGUUGUCGGUCAGGGUCGAAUUAAAAAGCUGCUGGUUCAUUCCCAACUGUUAAUGCUCUUUAGAUGUGUUGGAAAUCGUUUUUGGGGUUUUUUUCCUCCUUUUUUUUUUUUUUCCCUUUUUAUGCUCGAGGUGGCCAGUUCAAAACCUUGUGCCUCAAGAGGCAUUAAACAUAAUGCAAUUUUCUGAACAAUUGGUUGGCUGCUUGAUGUCAAAAAAAAAAAAAAAAGGCACAGUAAUAGGAAAAGGUUGUGUCUGUGUUUUUAAGUUUUUCUUUAUUCUGCUUUUUUGCUGCUAUAAGAUUUUUCUUGAAUUUAUAUUUUAAAAACUUUUCAUGCACUUUACUGUUUCUAGUCUCAAAAUGUGAUAUUUUUAAUAAAUGAAAAAAUUUUCCAUUAUGUGAAUGAAAUUUUUAAACAGAUUGAUAGCCUAUAUUUAUGUCUCAUCCGUAUCCUUAAAAAGUCAAUUUGAAAUCGUGAAAUUACUUUGGAAAACCGAGGAGCCAUCUGCUGCCUUGCAAAGCCGACAGCUCCGGCUGUUCCUCCGCUCUUUAAUCAGACAUUUCCUUUGUCGUUUUAUCCAUAGGAAAUUACCCAUAGGAAAAACCAAUUGGAUCCAGGGUAGAAACAAAUUUCCCUGACUUUUUU